Molecule: messenger RNA, 4434 nt
Organism: Mugil cephalus (flathead mullet)
Lineage: Eukaryota; Metazoa; Chordata; Actinopteri; Mugiliformes; Mugilidae
Gene: plch2b
Product: phospholipase C, eta 2b
Exons: 20
Coding region: 252-4091 (1279 amino acids)
Biological process (GO): lipid metabolic process; phosphatidylinositol-mediated signaling
Molecular function (GO): calcium ion binding; phosphatidylinositol-4,5-bisphosphate phospholipase C activity
Source: RefSeq, a predicted model, not a curated record
ACUCACAUAAGUUGCAUGCUUCUUCUCUAGUAGCCUUCGCCGCAUGCUAAAUGAACAAAUACAGAAGAAGUCAUGGCACUGGAUCACUGGAGCCAAGAUGACAUGGAAUGAGCCUUCAGGAUGGGAAUAUUUUUCCCCUGAUCCCACGUGGGAAGAGGAGGACAUGUUGACUUUGAGACAAGCGGUGCUGUAAAGAGACUUGACUGAAGGACCCAGCAGAGUGAGGAAGAAGGUGGGUUCGCGCGGUGUGAAUGGGACAGGAGAGCUGGAACCAAAUGCACAGUUCAGGGAUGAACAACAGCCCCGCGAUGGCACCUGUGUCUCCAAGGCUGGGUGGUAGUCAACCACUGUCCUCUAUUUCACCUAAGAAAACCACCACCUUUCAGUCUUUGGGAUCUCUCUCAUCAGGAAGGUUCUCCCCAUCGCUAGCUAGGAGCUCCGCUCAUCAGGCCAAACAGGCCUCAAGUGCCAUGAAUUCACCCACCCUGUCCAUCAUGAGCUCCCCGAAACUCUGGCAGAAAGCUUCCGUCUCCAGACUGGCAGAAGAGUUUUUCUGGAUUGGUGGCAGUGUGGUUGCACAGCCUAAAUGGAGACUGGGCCAGAUAGUGGAGAGGUGUAUGUGCACCAUGCAGACUGGCACACAGAUGAUCAAACUGAAGGGGAAGAAGAAAGGACUGGUCCGAUUCUUUUACCUGGACGAGCACAGGUCCUGCAUCCGGUGGCGGCCCUCCAGGAAACACGACAAAGCCAAAAUAACUAUUGAUUCCAUCCAUGAGGUCUUUGAGGGGAAAAAAUCAGAGAUUUUCAGGCGCUAUGCAGACAACCGCUUCGACCCAAACUGCUGCUUCAGUAUUUACUACGGGGAACGGGUGAAGUCACUGAAUCUGGUCUCCACCAACUCAGAGGAGGCCCGCACCUGGAUCACUGGGCUGAAAUACCUCAUGGCUGGCAUCAGUGAUGAAGACAGUUUGGCCCGGAGGCAGCGUACCCGUGAUCAAUGGUUACAGCAGACCUUCUCUGAGGCUGACAAAAAUGGAGAUGGCACCUUGAGCAUUGGAGAACUCCACCAGCUGCUUCACAAACUCAAUGUGAAUUUACCCAAGCAGAAAGUCAGAGAGAUGUUCCAAGAAGCAGACACGGAUGAGAACCAGGGCUCACUGGGCUUUGAGGAAUUCUGUUCCUUCUACAAGAUGAUUUCUACACGCAGAGACCUCUACCUGAUUAUGAUCUCCUACAGCAACCAGAAAGAAGUCUUGGAUCUGCACGACCUUGCUCGCUUUCUGGAAACUGAACAGAAGAUGCGUGGCCUGACCAGAGAGCAUCUAGUUGACAUAGUGUCCAAGUUUGAGCCAUGUCCUGAGAACCUCCAGCAUAUGGUGCUGGGUAUUGAUGGGUUUACCAACUACAUGCGGAGCCCCGCAGGCGAUAUCUUCAACCCUGAGCACAACCAGGUGAACCAGGACAUGACUCAGCCUCUCAGCAACUACUUCAUCGCUACGUCACACAACACCUACCUGACAGGAGACCAGCUGCUGUCUCAGUCCAGAGUGGAAAUGUACGCCUAUGUUCUGCAGGCAGGCUGUCGCUGUGUGGAGGUGGACUGCUGGGAUGGACCAGAUGGAGAGCCCAUUAUCCAUCAUGGUUACACCUUGACAUCCAAAAUUCUCUUCAAAGAGGUCAUUGAAACCAUUAACAAAUAUGCCUUCACAAAAUCACAGUAUCCAGUGAUCUUAUCCAUAGAGAACCACUGCACUGUGCCCCAGCAGAAGAAGAUGGCUGAGUAUCUGAAAGAGGUGCUGCAGGACAAACUGGACUUGAGCAAUGUCAACGUGCACGAAUGCAAGAAGCUGCCGUCCCCUGAGAUCCUGAAAGGGAAGGUUUUAGUCAAGGGAAAGAAGCUGCCGGCAAACCUUGAUCCCGAUGUAGAGGAGGGGGAUGUGUCUGAUGAAGACACUGGGGAUGAGGAAGAGGAGGAAGACGACGAUGACGAUAACUUACAGGAUGGGAAUAGUGUUUCGUCUCCUAAUCAGCCCAAAAAGAAGAGACGGUUUGGCAGAUCAAUCAUAAGGAGCUUUAAAAGAAAGAGAAAAAAGAAAGUGCGUGUGAAAAACAACCUGUCUGAUGGAGAAUCUGACCACAGCAGCAGCCGAGAGAGGACGCAAAUAGUUUACCAUCCAAAAAAAAGGAAAACAAUGAGGUUGUCCAGAGCUCUGUCCGACCUGGUCAAGUACACAAAAUCUGUCCGUGUGCAUGACAUUGAAUCACAAGCACUCACAAACAGCUGGCAGGUAUCGUCCCUGAACGAGACUGUCACAAACCAGAUCUUGCAGCUCAAACCAGGCGAGUUGGUGCGUCUCAACCAGCGCCAGCUUAUGAGAGUCUACCCGUCCAACUACAGAGUUGAUUCCAGCAACUUCAACCCACAGCCGUACUGGAAUACGGGCUGCCACAUGGUUGCAAUGAAUUAUCAAACCGAAGGUCGGAUGCUUGAACUGUACCAAGCCAAGUUCUCAAGCAAUGGGAACUGCGGAUAUAUUCUGAAGCCUAAGUGCAUGUGUAAAGCUGCCUUUAACCCCAUGUUGGAGGAUCCGCUACCAGGACAAAAAAAGACUCAGCUGGUUCUGAAGAUUAUUAGUGGACAACAACUUCCCAAACCCAAAGACUCCAUGUUUGGGGACAGAGGCGAGAUAAUUGACCCCUUUGUUGAAGUUGAGAUCAUCGGCCUACCUGUUGAUUGUUCCAAGCAGCAGACCAAAGUGGUCGAUGAUAAUGGUUUUAACCCAAUGUGGGAGGAGACCCUGGUCUUUGACAUCCUUAUGCCACAGAUCGCCCUGGUGCGAUUCCAAGUGUGGGAUCAUGAUCCCAUUGGUCGAGAUUUCAUUGGACAGAGGACUGUAGCAUUAACCAGCAUGAUGCCAGGUUAUCGGCAUGUCUACCUGGAGGGAAUGGCAGAGUCAUCCAUCUUUGUUCAUGUCGCUAUUUUUGACAUGUCAGGCAAGAUUAGACCCGCAAAUGCUGUGCAAGCAGCCAGAAAACACAUCCAAAAAGCAGCCCAGAAGCAUAUGAAGGGUCACCAAAGGCACCCUUCUCUGGACUUCUCCGUCCAGUCCUCAGAAGAUGGACAUGCUCUGUUCCGCAAGGAUCUGGACACCAUCUCUCAGGACAGCAGAAACUGGGAAAUGUCUCCUAUUGUACAUGGGCCAGCAGCCAAGGCUGCCCUCAACAAAGGGGCCAUGAGUGAGCCAGUGAGGCGAGCUCACAGAGUUAAAAUUCAUGAACCACCAGAGACAAGAAGAGGGAUCUUCAGCCGGAUGUCCUCCACUGACUCCCACCACGGUGCAGUGGCUCCCUGUGCGAUAGCGGAAAGCUUUGACCUUGAGACCUCUUCCCAGCCUUCUUAUCCUGACGGUUUUGCUCCUGACAGCCAAAAUUCAAUAAUUCAAGAGGAGCUGGAGAAUGAAGCCCCCGAAUUACCACAGUCAACGCAUGCAGAGCAGCACACAGCUCAAAUACUUGAACCAGAACUGCCUGAACCAGAAUUACCACCAGAGCCAGAGCCAGAAAAGAAUGUUGCCACUGAACCAGAGCCACCACCAGAAACGCAGAGUCAAACUGACUCACUCCCUCAACCGGUGCCACAGCCUGAAGCCAAAUCCUCUCCAAUGAUCCCUCCACCUUCACCUGCCAGGGUCAGACGGACUUUAGAGGCUCCUGCCUCUUCCCGACCAUCCACCGCAGUGCGAACGAAGGUCCGUUCACACAGUUGCCCCAGAAAACAGACUACCUCUGCUCAUACUCCGAUGGUGAACCGCAAGCUGACGUUCCACUGGCAGACACAGCAAGCACAAACGCAGAGCAACUACGGCAACCAGGUGAGACCUAUACCCAACGGUCUCUGUAUGCCGGACAGCGCAUCCAGCAGCAGUGGAGGCAGCACUGACAGUCUGGAGUUUGUGUCUUCCUGUGUGCCAGCUGGAGCAGAGCAGCGUGAGGGCACCCUGCAGAGGGAGAUGAAGGCCCUGUUUGACCAGAAGAUGAGAGAGAUCCGUUGUAAAUCACCACUGUUUUUUCUAGAUGGGGAAUCUCCUUAGCAAAGGAAUGAAACUAGCUGCAAUUCAGUUACAAGGUAUAUUAUUUUUUACCGAUGGCAACACAAAGCAUUUCUAAGUCCACUCGAAGCAGAAUUACACACUUAGACCAUUUUUAUUCUUUUUAGUCUUGCUGAAAUGUUUACAAUCACAGUUUUUAUGCAUGAAAUUGUUUAUUUUAAAAGAAACGUUAAGAUUCCACAAUGCCACUGCCAACUGUACAAACAGAUGCAUGACGCAGGAGUUACAGUCAGUAAACUUAGAAAGUAAUAAACAUAUGAGCACUAUUUGUUAGUUCAGUUUUCAGUAUUUUUUUUUUAAUUUUGAAACUAUAAUGUUUGAUUUU